AAGUGUCUGCGGGACACCAGCAAGAGUUUGUUCAUUUGUUCUGGACUGUUUUGCUUUCCUAAACGGGUGCUGUCUGACAGUGUUCUACGUUUUUUUGAACCAGCAGGUUUAUGACAAAAAGUUGCCAGAAGUUAGUUUAUAAAUGAAAAAAAAAAACUUUUAAAAGCUUAUUUUAAAAUUGAUUAUUAUUAUUUAAAAAAAAAAAAAAAAAAAUCCAAGACAAAGCUGAGCAAACAAAGAAAGUUUUAAAUAAUAACCGUCUUGUUCUAAGCUAAAAAGCAAUGGCAUCAUUGCUGCUAGUUUGUGCGCUGGCAUCUUUGCUCUUUGGUUUCCAGUCGAGCAGUGUGGAUGCCGGUGGAGAAUAUUGCCACGGUUGGGCCGACACCUACAAUAUCUGGCACGAUGGCUUCCAGUGCCCGGAGCGGUAUGAUGGGGAAGAAGCCAGGUUUUGCUGCGGGACGUGCCAUCUCCGCUACUGCUGCAGUACCCCGGAAUCCAGACUGGACCAGGAAACCUGCGACAACGAUAGUUUUCUGGGUUUGGAAACCGAAGAACAAACUAGCCACAAGCCACCACAAGUGCCUACGUACCUGCCUUUCCUCAUCGUUGCCAGCGUGUUUGUAUCCUUCAUCGUCGUUGGCUCCUUUGUCGCCGUGUUCUGCUGCCAUUGCCUGAAGCCCAAAGCUGGGGGGCAGCAGAGCUGCUCCGUGCCUGUCCAGAGCCGCCUGAUCGAGUCGGGACCCCCUUCGGAUGGCAGGACCCCCUCCCGCCACUCCAGUUCCAGCUCCAGCUCUGCCAGUCGCUGCUCGGCGGGGGGGCGGCCCCAGAACAACAUCUGCACCAUGGGCACCGAGGGCAUGAACGUGUACAUGAGCAUGCCUCCGCCGGGCAGCUACCCGGUGAUGGGAUGCCCUCCACCCCAGCAGUACAUGCCCCACAACCAGACCCCCUCUCCCUUUGUGCAGCCUCAUGGGUACAUGGGCUACGGAAUCCCACCAGAGCAUGCUAUGCUGAUGACCCCUGCGUACAUCGACAGCAGAGUGGCUUAUGGGCAGCAGCACCCCUUCCCACAGGCACCCAUGCAUACCGAGCAGCUGUACCCAGGAGUGACUUUAUGAGAACUUCUUAUUUUUAUUAAAAGUUUUAAAAGCAUAAAGACUAAAAAGUUAGGUUUGGAUGUGUCCAUACGUCCUAUAGCCUUUGAGUCAUGAGCUAGACUCCAGGGUUGGGGUUCAGCCAAAACGCAGGGUUUGUUUAGAGGAAAGAGGAAUAAGGCAAGAGUGUAAUCCAAUUAAAGAUGUGGGGUGCUUAUUUAAAAAAAAACUAAAAAACGGUUACUUUGAUAAGAGAAAUUGCGGCAGCCGACACAGUGGGUUAGAGGGAAUAAGUAGAUAUCCUUGUAUAUUUAGGAUCUCCCAGAGGAAUGUUUACUAAGCCAAGGGGGUGCUUUGAAAUUCUCUAGCAGUGUUAAUGCAAUUAAAUAUUCCUCAUGUUUAUCUUCUGGGAAAUUACAUUGGUCUGUCACUUGAUGAUGAGACUCAAUUAACAUAUUCUAGUUUACAACAAGAUGAGAUACGAAACAAGACUGUUCUAGUGUUGCUGGAUUCUCCCCUCUGUGAGUCCAGUGGUCCACAAACCAGUAGAAAGCGGAGUGGGAUAUGAAACCAAAGACUGUAUUCAUGCUGAGAACUUUUAAAGUUUCUUCUUGUUGCACAUGUUAUUACAAAUAAAUGACAAGACUGCGUUUCGAAGCAAUGCAAAUGUUGUGAAUGUCUUAAGUUUGCUUCUGGAUGUGGAGCGAUCUUUAAAUCUGUCUUUUUUUAAAAUUAAAUAAUCAUUUUUGUAAAAUGUACUUUAUUUCACUGAAUUGCAGUGCUCGACGAAUAAUA
Molecule: messenger RNA, 1889 nt
Organism: Polyodon spathula (Mississippi paddlefish)
Lineage: Eukaryota; Metazoa; Chordata; Actinopteri; Acipenseriformes; Polyodontidae
Product: protein shisa-1-like
Exons: 2
Coding region: 282-1118 (278 amino acids)
Source: RefSeq, a predicted model, not a curated record